CCGCCAGUUGGUCCUUCGGUCCCUCCCUUGGGACGCCCGCUCAGCCAGACUUCAGGGCCGAGGGGGCGCGGGAACAGGCGGGCUGCCGCUGGGACUGGGCUCCCGCAGGGAUGGGGGGCGAGCGACAGCAUUACUACGGAAAGCACGGAACUCCACAGAAGUAUGAUCCCACCUUCAAAGGACCCAUUUACAACAGGGGCUGCACAGACAUCAUUUGCUGUGUGUUCCUCCUCCUGGCCAUCGUGGGUUACGUGGCUGUAGGGAUCAUAGCUUGGACCCAUGGGGACCCUCGAAAGGUAAUCUACCCUACUGAUAGCCGAGGCGAGUUCUGUGGGCAGAAGGGCACGAAAAAUGCGAACAAACCUUACCUAUUUUAUUUCAACAUUGUGAAGUGUGCCAGCCCCCUGGUCCUGCUGGAAUUUCAGUGUCCUACCCCCCAGAUCUGCGUGGAGAAGUGCCCCGACCGAUACCUCACCUACCUGAAUGCUUACAAAUCCCAGGACUUUGAGUAUUACAAGCAGUUCUGCGUGCCUGGCUUCCCGAAAGACAAGAGUGUGGCUGAGGUGCUUCGGGAUGGCGACUGCCCUGCUGUCCUCACUCCCAGCACACCCUUGGCCCGGCGAUGCUUCCCAGCCAUCCACGCCCACAAGGGGGUCCUCAUGGUGGGCAAUGAGACGACCUAUGAGGAUGGGCACGGUACUCGGAAAAACAUCACAGAGCUGGUGGAAGGCGCCAAGAAGGCCAACGGGGUCCUGGAGGCGCGGCAGCUGGCCAUGCGGAUAUUUGAAGAUUACACAGUCUCCUGGUACUGGAUUAUCAUAGGCCUGGUCAUCGCCAUGGUGAUGAGUCUCCUGUUCAUCGUGCUGCUCCGCUUCCUGGCUGGCAUUAUGGUCUGGGUGAUGAUUGUCAUGGUGAUUCUGGUGCUGGGCUAUGGAAUAUUUCACUGCUACGUGGAGUACUCCCGACUGCGUGGGAAGGCUGGCUCCGACAUCUCCCUGAUGGACCUCGGCUUUCAGACAGACCUCCGAGUGUACCUGCACUUGCAGCAGACCUGGCUGGCCUUCAUGAUAAUUCUGACCAUCCUCGAGGUUAUUAUCAUCUUGCUGCUCAUCUUUCUACGGAAGAGAAUUCUCAUUGCCAUUGCACUCAUCAAAGAAGCCAGUAGGGCUGUGGGAUACGUGAUGUGCUCCAUGCUAUAUCCACUGGUCACCUUCUUCUUGCUGUGCCUUUGCAUCGCCUAUUGGGCCAGCACUGCUGUCUUCCUGUCCACUUCCAACGAAGCCAUUUAUAAGAUUUUUGGUGAUGUCAACACCUGCCCAGUUGUUGGGAAAACCUGCAACCCUGAGACCUUCCCCUCCUCCAAUGAAUCCCGCCUGUGUCCUGGUGCCCACUGCCAGUUCGCCUUCUAUGGGGGUGAGUCAGGUUACCACCAGGCCCUGCUGGGCCUGCAGAUCUUCAAUGCCUUCAUGUUCUUCUGGCUGGCCAACUUCGUGCUGGCUCUGGGCCAGGUCACCUUAGCUGGGGCCUUCGCCUCCUACUACUGGGCCCUGCACAAGCCAGAUGACCUGCCUGCCUUCCCGCUCUUCUCUGCCUUCAGCCGGGCACUCAGGUACCACACAGGCUCCCUGGCCUUUGGUGCCCUCAUUCUGGCCAUUGUACAGAUCAUCCGAGUGAUGCUGGAGUACUUGGAUCAGCGCCUAAAAGCUGCGGACAACAAGUUUGCCAAGUUCCUUAUGACCUGUCUCAAAUGCUGCUUCUGGUGUUUGGAGAAGUUCAUCAAAUUCCUCAACAGGAAUGCCUACAUCAUGAUUGCCAUCUAUGGCACCAACUUCUGCACCUCAGCCAGGAAUGCCUUCUUCCUGCUCAUGAGAAACAUCAUCAGAGUGGCUGUCCUGGACAAAGUUACUGACUUCCUCUUCCUGUUGGGCAAACUUCUGGUUGUGGGUAGCGUGGGAAUCCUGGCUUUCUUCUUCUUCACCCAUCGUAUUAGGAUCGUGCAAGACACAGCACCGCCUCUCAAUUAUUACUGGGUCCCUAUACUGACAGUGAUUAUCGGCUCCUACCUGAUUGCCCAUGGCUUCUUCAGCGUCUACGGCAUGUGUGUGGACACGUUGUUCCUCUGCUUCUGUGAGGACCUGGAAAGGAAUGACGGCUCUCAGGAGCGACCCUACUUCAUGUCGCCUGAGUUGAGAGACAUCCUGUUGAAGGGGAGUGCGGAGGAGGGGAAGCGAGUGGAAGUCGAGGAGUAGAGAAGGAGGGAGGCCUGCUCCUUGCUUCCUCCCUGUAGACUGGGGGUGCAUGCGGGGCUUCCUUGCCUGGGAGUGUGGGGAGCGUGUAUGUGUCCCGUUCCCGAGCCCACUAUAGUCCGCUCCUCCAGCCCCAGUAUGUCUUGCUUCCUAACCCUCUGGGGCUUCUCUGUGGCCCUGCCUGCCCGUGUUGUGUACCCAGAAGCCCCUGCCUGUGGCCUCCCCUCAUGCCACCUGCUCUGGGGUCUCUCUCCACAGUGGAGGACCUGGAGAGGAAUGAUGGCUCGGCCGAGAGGCCUUACUUCAUGUCUUCCAACCUUAAGAAGCUUUUGAACAAGACCAACAAGAAGGUGGAGUCCUAAAGGCCCUGUCUUCCCCCACCUCCCUGGAAAGUCUCAUUCUGGGUGCUUGGCAGCCGGGUCAGAACCCCUAGCCCAUUGGGCUAACCUGAAGUCCUGUCACUGCCAUCCCCCAUCAUCCAAUUACCCCAGUUUCCAGGUACGUGGAGGAUUUGUGGCAUCUCUUCCCCACGCCAAGGGGCAGUCAGACUUUUCAUGGCAGCCCCCUCAAGACUGCACAAUGAGUCACUCCAGCCCUCACUGGCCUGGAUGGGGAGAAGUCCCAUGAGGGCUCUUGAUGUGUCUGGCAUACGAUGGAGCCCAACCUCUGUGGGCUGUUUCAAGCUUCCUGUUCUGUCUCAUGGUACGACUGGCAUUUGUUUGCUGGAGCAGUGGCCACAGUAAGCUCCAGUUCCGAAAGGCUCUGUUCACUUGUGUCUGCUCAAGCCAGGACUGAGCCCCUUCUCCAUAGCUGAACAACUGGCUCACAGGUCGCCACAUGCAUUUCUUUAUUAUUUUUUUAAGCUGGACAUGCAUUAAAGCGUAUAUUAGCUUUUUUCUGUCUGUCUCAACAGCUGAGAUGGGGCCACAGAGGAGUGCCUUCUGUUUAUCUGGCAUGGCGGGUGGGAGUGCGUGCCCAGGUGGGGGUGUCUCCUGGCAGGCCAGGCAGCAGCAGGCCGUGCUGAUGGGAUAUGAGGAGUGAGACUAUUCUGGGACGCUGGGGGAGCUGGAGGGAGGAGACUGCUAACAGCCGCCUAAUGGAAACCUGCUGGCGGCUAGAAGAGCUGGGCUGAAGUCCGCCUCCCCCACCUCCAGUUACUGACACAGCUCUCUUUGUAAGAGAGGAAAGAAACUGAAUCCACCCAAGGGAUGAUUUCAGGGGAAGGGGUGUGGGGCAGAUGCCACAGGCACACAGGCCCCCCUGCCCAGGCAUCUCAUCUUGAAGAUCCUUUUGCCAAAUUUGCUGAACUUGGGACCUGGUCUCCUGGUUCCCCUGCAGCAUAUCCUAAGGCCCCCGAUUUCAUGUCUUUGCUCAUCAGCACCGUCCAGGAUCCCUGAGAGGGAGAAAUCCCUGCCUGGGGUCUCUGUACUGUGCCUGUUGUCAGACCUCCCACCCCCGUUCUGUCCACACACCCCUGCGUGUAACUGCAUUCCAACCACUAAUAAAGUGCCUAUUGUACAG
Molecule: messenger RNA, 3767 nt
Organism: Rhinolophus ferrumequinum (greater horseshoe bat)
Lineage: Eukaryota; Metazoa; Chordata; Mammalia; Chiroptera; Rhinolophidae
Gene: SLC44A2
Product: solute carrier family 44 member 2
Exons: 22
Coding region: 111-2249 (712 amino acids)
Biological process (GO): transmembrane transport; choline transport
Cellular component (GO): membrane
Molecular function (GO): choline transmembrane transporter activity
Source: RefSeq, a predicted model, not a curated record